Daphnia pulicaria is the source of this 2047-nucleotide messenger RNA. RefSeq names its product ankyrin repeat and SAM domain-containing protein 3-like. Bases 184 to 1923 code for a protein of 579 amino acids. NCBI's taxonomy places the organism in Eukaryota, Metazoa, Arthropoda, Branchiopoda, Diplostraca, Daphniidae. Gene Ontology annotation, molecular function: protein binding. The transcript has 6 exons. The record is from RefSeq and is a predicted model, not a curated record.
AGGUCAAUCAGGAUCGAUUUACAGAUUAUCAGCUGUUUUCUUUAAGGAGGAAGAGAUCUGGCUGACCGUGCUGAUGCUUGAGGUCUUGCUGGAUGAUAUUUUAACUUAUUAACAAGUUUGGAGUAUUUUAUUUUUUCACAAAAAAGUUUUCCCGUUCCAUUUUAUCCACUCGACGGUGCAAAAAUGCUGAGUCAACCAACCAAAGUCAAAGCCAAGCCGCCUCCACUAAGACUCGACAGUAACGUAGAAGCCGAAAACAAUGAUCGCUUCAGCUCAUCGCCCAUGGGUCACGCUAUGGCUGAUUACGAGGAAAAUGAAGCACAGUCAGAAUUUUAUCAUCAAUUUGAGAGCACACUGACCCAACUCCUGCACGAAGAUGAUUUGAUGCCUUUUAACCUCCACACUGCAGCAAGUUUGGGAAUCACUUCAAGUGUUAGACACCUCAUUGAAAGGUGUCAGGUGGACCCAGAUUCGAGGAACAGUGGCAGUUGGACUGCAAUCAUGUAUGCUAGUCUGUUCAGUCACAAUGAAACAGUAUUGUAUCUACUUGAAAUGAAAGCCAAUGUUAAUCUGAGGAAUCCAAAUGGCAAGACACCACUCAUGUUGGCUGCCCUAUGUGGUAGUGAAGAAACAAUCAAGCUACUUCUUAUGCAUGGAGCUUUACUAGAAGAGAGAGACCAAGACCAGUUUACAGCUCUCAUGCUAGCUAUUCAAGCUACCCAUGGAGAAUCUGCCCAACUCUUGCUUGAAUAUGGAGCAAACCCUAAUGUUAGAGAAGAGAUUCACGGGCAGACCCCAUUGUACAUAGCAUCUCAAUCAGGGCAGUACAACAUCGCCCGCGCUCUUAUUCAAAAAGGCGUUGACGUGAACAUGAGGACAUCUAGCGGUGACACUGCCUAUCACGUGGCUCUACGGAACGGUUACGCGCCAAUUGCAAACCUGAUUUCUGAACAGCAACAACGAGAACAGCUAGAGCAACAUCAACAACAAUGCAAUCCCUUCAACGUGAUCCCGUUAGACAGCACUAAGAAAACUAAACCCAAUCAUCUUCUUUUAGCUCCCGUGCCGACAAGAUUCAAGCCAAAGUCACCCUACACUGCAUUUUUCGAGAGAUUUGCCGAGUUUCCCGAAAUGUCUGUCCCCGGUUCUCUCCCAAUUCCUGAUGUUGUUAUCGACGAUGUUGAUGGUGUAGUACCCGAAACUCAGUGGUUUCCAUCGCCUGGUGAUGUUACGCGCUACAGUCCCGAAGGUGUAGAGUCAGUCAGAGAUACUUUUAAUCCUUUCAAUGCAUGGCCCGGCACUUCGAUGAUCUUCAAACAGGCUAUUGCACCCAACGGCAACAAUACUAACUGCCGUCCUAAUCAUUUCAAGAAAUCUAUUGCAAAGCCUGUGAUCGGCAACAUCUCUAAAGCCCUACCAAAUCCUUGGUCACCAGCCUGUGAACAGCGUCAACCCGCGAUGGGCAGUAAUGAUACAAGCAACUACGAAGAAAACUCGUCAGUAAAACUGCCUAGGGAUCUCUCUUCCGUCUUAGCCAAUUUAGGCCUCGCAAAAUACCAAAUGCACUUCGAAGAACAAGAUAUUGAUUUACAGGUAUUUUUGACCAUGAAUGAACAAGAUUUGCGCGAAAUUGGUGUCAACUCGUUGGGAGCGAGAAGGAAGUUUUUGUCGACAAUCGAAUACUUUCAGACCAGAAGCAAUUAUUACCAAAUUGGCGAAGAAUUUUUAGUCAAUACGUAUGUGGUUAAGCAAGACCUGAUCGAACUCAAAACCAUUUGGGAGGAGAUGAACAGGAUUGUAGAAGUAUUGCACAAUUUACAGGGUGCAAACAGAUCACCACGUGCGACACGAAAGAGAAAUGCGUACAUUGAUCAACUAGUCAAGCAAAUGCAGUGCGCAGAGAGAUUUUUUAAAAAGUACUAGUAGUGGUAAUUAUUUCUUACUUUCGUGUCUUUUAAUAUUUAUAACUUAUUUUUAUAAUAUCCGUACCAAAAGUUUUAUGCAUGAAUUAAGAAUUACUAAUAAACAGAUUUUACUUCAUAGGAAA